AUGCCCAAAAGAAAGGCUGAAGGGGAUACUAAAGGAGAUAAAGCCAAGGUGAAGGACGAGCAACAGAGAAGAUCGGCAAGGUUGUCCGCUAAACCUGCUCCUCCAAAGCCAGAGCCCAAACCUAAAAAGGCCCCUGCAAAGAAGGGAGAGAAGGUACCCAAGGUGAAGAAGGGGAAGGCCGAUGAUGGUAAGGAUGCCAAUAAUCCUGCAGAGAAUGGAGACGCCAAAACAGACCAGGCACAAAAAGCUGAAGGUGCUGGAGACGCCAAGUGAAAUGUGUGCGUUUUUGAUAACUGUGUACUUCUGGUGACUGUACAGUUUGAAAUACUAUUUUUUAUCAAGUUUUAUAAAAAUGCAGAAUUUUGU
This is a messenger RNA of Chionomys nivalis (European snow vole), 366 nucleotides long. Its product is annotated as non-histone chromosomal protein HMG-17-like. Gene Ontology annotation, biological process: chromatin organization. The record is from RefSeq and is a predicted model, not a curated record. Lineage: Eukaryota; Metazoa; Chordata; Mammalia; Rodentia; Cricetidae. Gene Ontology annotation, cellular component: nucleus; chromatin. The transcript has a single exon. Gene Ontology annotation, molecular function: nucleosomal DNA binding. Bases 1 to 273 code for a protein of 90 amino acids.